CUGCUGGCCACAACUAGGUGAUCUGCAUUCGACUGGGUAAAUGGAAAGCCAAGAUCCUAUUGAACAGUCUCUCAAUCGACUUAAUCUCAGCGACAAUCAAAAGCUGAAGGAGAGAGCGCAAUACUUUUAUUCACAAUGCAGCAAGGUGCCACCGAGAGUCUUCAGCAAAGGAAUGAAUGCACGACCCAUUAUAAGCAUUCACCUCGCAUGUGAAAGUUUGGGUAUAUCAGACUUUGACCAGACUAUAGCUACCCGACUUGCCAUGUGCACACCACCUACGUACGCGAAUACCUUGAAUGGAGUCAGAAAAUGUCUGAAUAUACAACCAAAAGUGACGAUAAAGACGAUAGGAGUUGCAUUAGGUUGCACUUCCAUGAUACCAUAUGUUGAAAAAUUCUUCGAAGAGUUCCAGGCACGCUACCUGGAAUCACUCUCUGCUGCAAAGAGAAUCGCAGCUGGCGAAGAUCUGGAGCUUGCUAGCUGGAAAGCCAGUGCCUUUUAUAUCUGUUCAAAGGCUCUAGGUGCUAAACUAGACAAGGAAUCACUUUCCAAGUUAUGCUCUUGUACAUCUCUGGAUUUGACGCGGGUCGCCAAAAUCAUGGAUGAACACUGCAAAGAUUUGAUUGUACAGCUUAAAAAAGAAAACACCCUGUCAGCUAGACCAUCUCGCAAGAAAAAGACAAAUGAUGAUGGACAAGAAGAAGAGGAUGAGGCUAAGAAGAAGCGACAUCUCAAACGACAGCGCACCAAGAGUGACUUGAGUACAAAAGAGGACAAGGAAGAAAAUCCAACAGAAUCGCAGGCCAGAAAAAAGUCGAAGGUGGAUGAACAGCCAACAGAUAAUGGGAAAACGAAGGAAAGCAGGUCAGAGAAAGCAUCCAUUAUUCCAGAGAAGCGAAAGGCUCCUGUCUCUGGAAUCGUCUCUAUGAUACCUGGCCAGCACUAUAAGGACACGAAGCGGUACCGUGAUUAUGUAGAAUGGCGUGAAGCCAAAAUCAAAGCCAUCCGUUCAGUGUGACAGUGAAAUUUUGGCCAAUGAAAAAAUAUUUUUUUUUUCGAUUGUUUGAUACAUUCUCUCUUUGCAUUCAAAUAAACAAUGGAAAACUCUGAAGGCAGACUCGUCGACUUGUACAUCCCUCGCAAGUGGUGAGUUUAUAUUCAAAAGUUAUGAAUGUUGCCCCGAGCAAUGCAAUCGCGAUCGC
Umbelopsis ramanniana AG is the source of this 1202-nucleotide messenger RNA. RefSeq lists its product as uncharacterized. Gene Ontology annotation, biological process: DNA replication; DNA replication initiation. The transcript has 4 exons. Gene Ontology annotation, cellular component: nuclear origin of replication recognition complex. The record is from RefSeq and is a predicted model, not a curated record. NCBI's taxonomy places the organism in Eukaryota, Fungi, Mucoromycota, Umbelopsidomycetes, Umbelopsidales, Umbelopsidaceae. Gene Ontology annotation, molecular function: DNA binding. The coding region runs from base 41 to 1018 and encodes 325 amino acids.